AUGAAUUUACUUAUGGAUGGGAACCACACUGCAGUAACAGAGUUCAUUUUGUUGGGUUUAACAAACGAUCCAAUCCUUAAAAUCACCCUCUUUGUGAUCAUCCUGUGCUUCCACCUGGUGACCAUAUCUGGUAAUCUCAGCACAAUCAUUCUUAUCAGACUCUCUUCAGAACUCCACCAUCCCAUGUACUUUUUUUUGAGCAACCUGGCUUUUGCAGACAUAGGCUUCUCAUUUUCUGUGACACCCAAUAUGCUUGUAAACUUCCUAGUGGAAACAAACAUAAUUUCCUAUGUUGCAUGUGGCAUCCAGCUGGGUUCAACUGGUUUUUUUGGAGCAGCUGAGUGCUUCCUGCUGGCUGCCAUGGCAUAUGACCGCUUUGUGGCAAUCCACAACCCACUGCUUUACUCAACCAAAAUGUCCACACAAGUCUGUGUCAAUUUACUUGUAGUGACUUACACAGGUGGUUUUAUUAAUGCUUCAUUCUUUACUUUUUCCUUCUUUACUUUAUCCUUUUGUGGGUCAAAUCAAGUCAAUCAUUUUUUCUGUGAUUUUGCUCCUUUAGUUGAACUCUCUUGUGCUGAUGUCAGCCUCUCUGCAGUGGUCCCCUCAUUUUCUGCUGGCUCCAUCAUUGUGGUCACAGUAUUUAUCAUAGCUGUUUCCUAUAUUUAUAUCUUCAUCACCAUUCUGAAGAUGCGAUCCUCUGAAGGGCACCACAAAGCCUUCUCCACCUGCACCUCCCACCUCACUGCAGUGACUCUCUACUUUGGAACAGUUUUCUUCAUUUAUGCGAUGCCCAAAUCCAGCUACUCCACUGACCAGAACAAGGUGGUGUCUGUGUUCUACAUGGUGGUGAUCCCCAUGUUGAACCCCUUCAUCUACAGUCUCAGGAACAAGGAGAUUAAGCAGGUUCUGAAAAGAGAGCUUGGUAGAAAAGUAUUUUCUUAG
Cavia porcellus (domestic guinea pig) is the source of this 945-nucleotide messenger RNA. RefSeq names its product olfactory receptor 5P76-like. Gene Ontology annotation, molecular function: G protein-coupled receptor activity; olfactory receptor activity; odorant binding. Bases 1 to 945 code for a protein of 314 amino acids. The transcript has a single exon. Gene Ontology annotation, cellular component: membrane. Gene Ontology annotation, biological process: G protein-coupled receptor signaling pathway; sensory perception of smell. NCBI's taxonomy places the organism in Eukaryota, Metazoa, Chordata, Mammalia, Rodentia, Caviidae. The record is from RefSeq and is a predicted model, not a curated record.